AUGGCCCAACGGCAGCCUGCCGCAUUCGCGGUAGGCCAAGACGAUCGAAAACCUUUUCAACACUCACAUGUCCCUGCCGAACAUGCUGCUCUUAUCCAGUCCCGGGAGACGGGAGACGUGAUCCCAGACGAUGCGCUGGCGGGGAAAGUCAAGGCUUUGCCGUUUGCAAAGUCCUGGGUGCACAUGAUGGCAGGAGGUAUUGGGGGAAUGACGGCUGCGACAGUUACCGCGCCGCUCGAUGUGCUCAAAACCCGAUUGCAAUCCGACAUUUACCAGGCGCAACUCCGAGCAGCCAGAAUGGCCAAAGGGCAGGCCUUGGCGGGAUUGAACCCUGCCAGAGCUGCCCUGUAUCAUCUGACUGACACUCUGGAGAUUCUCGGCGCAGUUUAUCGCAUCGAGGGCUCCAGAGCUCUCUUCAAAGGCCUGGGACCCAAUCUGGUGGGUAUUGUGCCCGCAAGGAGCAUAAACUUCUUUGUCUACGGCAACGGCAAGCGAAUCAUCUCCGAGCACUGGAAUCGGGGCGAGGAGGCCCCCUGGGUGCAUCUCUUGGCUGGUGUGGCCGCUGGCGUAGCGACGUCGACAGCGACGAAUCCCAUCUGGAUGGUCAAGACGCGGCUGCAGCUGGACAAGAAUGUUUCCGAGCGCAGCGGGGGCGUCAUGCAGCGGCGGUACCGUAAUAGCUACGACUGCGUCCGACAAAUCGUUCGCGACGAAGGCAUUCGCGGCCUGUACAAGGGAAUGAGCGCAAGCUACCUGGGCGUGGCCGAGUCGACCUUACAGUGGAUGCUGUACGAGCAGAUGAAGGCAUCGUUGGCCAGACGGGAGGAGCGCAUCCAGCGCAGCGGGAGGAGGAAGACUUGGUGGGAUAACUCGGUGGACUGGACCGGCAAGGCUGGUGCUGCUGGCGGCGCAAAGCUAAUUGCCGCCGUUUUGGCCUAUCCCCACGAGGUUGCUCGAACCCGACUUCGACAGGCGCCCAUGGACAACGGCCGUCCCAAGUACACGGGCUUGAUCCAGUGCUUCAAACUGGUUUGGAGAGAAGAGGGCAUGAUUGGUCUGUACGGCGGUCUCACACCUCAUCUGAUGCGAACUGUUCCGAGCGCAGCCAUCAUGUUUGGCAUGUACGAGGGCAUCCUCCGACUUUUUCAUACUCCUGCGUAG
Messenger RNA from Metarhizium album ARSEF 1941, 1161 nucleotides. Its product is annotated as mitochondrial carrier protein RIM2. Gene Ontology annotation, cellular component: mitochondrion. Gene Ontology annotation, biological process: pyrimidine nucleotide import into mitochondrion. The transcript has 3 exons. Gene Ontology annotation, molecular function: pyrimidine nucleotide transmembrane transporter activity. Bases 1 to 1161 code for a protein of 386 amino acids. NCBI's taxonomy places the organism in Eukaryota, Fungi, Ascomycota, Sordariomycetes, Hypocreales, Clavicipitaceae. The record is from RefSeq and is a predicted model, not a curated record.